GGCUUUUGUGUGAGUCAUUUUUAUCAGUGAAGAUUAUUUAAAGGACAACUAAAGGUUUAUAGUCAUGUAGAAGUGCUUGUUUACUGUGUGGUUCGUGCAGUUGUGUGCAGCCUUCCUAAUAAGCUUACACCGGGGAGUUUGUCAGGCUUUCCCCUGGAGCAGGUGUCGCGCCGGGAUCCCUCCGAGCUCCGCUGCCGGUUCUCCGCCGCUUCCUCUCCCCCCGGUCCGGUCCGGUUCGGUUUGGUGGGGAGCAUGGAUGUGUCCCCGGUGAGGAGCAGCCACGCGGCCUUCAUCCAUGGCAACACGCUGUACGCGUGGGGAGGAUACCAGGUAGUUGCUGGACAGGAUGUCAUGCUGCCCAGUAAUGAGAUAUGGCUCUGUGAUUUAGACAGCGGCAUGUGGGAGCGAAAAGAGAUCAGCGGAGACAUCCCUCCUUACUUGCCAGGCUUCUGUGGGUCGAACAUUAACAGCACCCUCUAUGUGUUUGGAGGAUGUGACCCUGCUGGGUACUCCAACCAGAUGUUCAGCGUUGACGUGUCGCAGCCCUGUUUCUCCUGGACGAAAGUUCUUGAUAGUAAAGGAAAGACGCCCUCUCCCCGAAACAAACACUCCUGCUGGGUUCACAGAGACAGAUUGAUCUACUUUGGUGGUUAUGGAUGUAAGACCAUGGGUGAAGUACAGACCAUGUCGUCAUCGAGCUUCGUCGUAGAAGAGAUGUCCUGGACAACAAUUGGAGACACUUUGUUCCUGUGUUGGGGAUGGAACAGUGAAGUCAACGUUUUCGACACUCGAACCUCCACAUGGAGCAUGCCAGAGACUCGAGGUUGUGCUCCCUCUCCCAGAGGCUGCCACGCCAGUGCGUUACUGGGGAACAAAGGCUUUAUCACGGGGGGUGCUGAAACAGCAGAGUUGGACAUCUUCUGCUUGGACCUUGAGACCUGGACAUGGACCCAAUUUGACAUCCCGCCAUCUUGCGCGCCCCUGGGCCGCUCUAUGCACACCAUGACAUCCACGUCUGAUCACACACUCUUCAUAUAUGGCGGCCUCGGCAUAGAUGGAAACACUCUAAAUGAUGCCUGGCAGUUUAACACAAAAAGAAGAGAAUGGACUAAAGUGAAACACCCACACAAGGACAAACCCAGGGUUUGUCACUCUGCAUGUCUGGGAAGUGACGGCAACGUUGUGGUGUUUGGGGGAACCAGCAAACUCUGCAUCCGGGCGGACUCGUUGGCUGUUCUGAGGGCUCCAUCAGAGCAUCACUGCAGCGACGUUCUCCUCUUUCAGACGCAGCCGUACUCUCUCUGCAGACUAAGUGAAGACUUCAUUGGAAGGAACUCUGAGCUCUUCGGUCAGAAACUCGGCUGGCUGCCGUCCAAACUGUACAGCAAGAUAAAGAAGAGAGUAGCCUUUUUCUCCAAGCCUGAUCUUACAGCAUGAAGAACUGUUUUUACACUUCUCCUGUUCUGAGCCACUUGGUUUAUUAAUGAAGUGUUUAAUUUUUGUAUCUUUGUUCAUAAAAUUUAAAUAUGUUGUUGCUAAAAAUUUGCCAUUUUAACUUAAACCAUAAGGUGUAAAUAAAGUCUUUGUUUUAAAUAUG
Oryzias melastigma (Indian medaka) is the source of this 1597-nucleotide messenger RNA. RefSeq names its product kelch domain-containing protein 1. The transcript is spliced from 14 exons. Gene Ontology annotation, molecular function: protein binding. The record is from RefSeq and is a predicted model, not a curated record. The coding region runs from base 253 to 1437 and encodes 394 amino acids. NCBI's taxonomy places the organism in Eukaryota, Metazoa, Chordata, Actinopteri, Beloniformes, Adrianichthyidae.